AUGGCGACCGCAACGGGACAUUUUCGUCACCAAGAUUACACGGUCGCAUGGAUCUGUGCCCUUCCCCUGGAGAUGGCCGCAGCUGCGGCCAUGCUGGACCAGAGACAUCGUGAUCUACCGGCGAGGCCCCAAGAUAAUAAUACAUACAUCCUUGGCCAGAUUUAUGGACAUAACGUGGCUAUCGCAUGCCUUCCAUCGGGGAUUUACGGCACAACCUCUGCCACGGCAGUGGCUACACAAAUGCAAUCCACUUUCGAAUCGAUACGCUUCUUCAUGAUGGUAGGUAUUGGAGGAGGGGUUCCAAGCGGAAAGGUUGAUAUCCGGCUAGGUGAUGUGGUGGUUAGCAAGCCGACAAGAGACUCGGGAGGGGUCAUACAGUACGAUUAUGGGAAAACAGUAGCUGGUGGCCGCUUUGAACGCACUGGCAUGUUGAAUAAGCCACCACCAGUUCUUUUAACAGCGAUUGCGAAACUACAAGCAGAGCAUGGACUGGAGGGAAGCAGAAUCCCUGCUCUUCUUUCCGACGCGGUAGCUAGGAACCUCAGAAUGCGAGAGAAGUUCGCAUAUCGCGGUGAAGAUCAGGAUUUGUUGUUUGACUCCGAAUACGACCAUCCUGAAUCAGGGAGUACUUGUGAAGACUGCGAUAUACGGAGGCUCGUAACACGACCUGCUCGAGCUAGCCAUGAUCCGGUUAUCCAUUACGGUCUGAUUGCCUCUGGCAACCAAGUAAUAAAGCAUGGCCGCAGCAGGGAUAGCCUGGCCCAGCCUCUUGACAUCCUUUGCUUUGAAAUGGAGGCGGCUGGCUUGAUGGACAACUUCCCAUGCCUCGUGAUUCGAGGGAUCUGCGACUAUUCCGACUCGCAUAAAAACAAGCAGUGGCAAGACUAUGCAGCAGCAACGGCUGCUGCAUGUGGCAAAGAGCUUCUCUCCAUGGUACAUGCAAGCCAUGUGGUGGACACUCUGCCAGCAGGAUCAAAUGUCGAUGUGUCCUACUACAGAAGAAAGCCACCAUUUGAGAGGAAAUUUCCCAACAGUGAAAUAAUUCAAAUUGAUGAUCAGGACAUUACGAACUUAUUCGAGCGGAUUUCAAGUUACGAUCACGAGGAAGUCCAUCGAAGACUGAGUAAAAAAAGACUCAUCGGCACCACUCAAUGGUUUCUUGAUCACCCAGACUUUAAGGCGUGGCUGACUGAGAAGACAAUUUCCAGUUUGUGGUGCUCGGGAAAGAUUGGCUCGGGUAAAACGAUGAUAGCCACUGCAGCGAUAGAGGCAGCAAAGUACGAGCUUGGUGCUCCCACCGUCUUUUUUUAUUGCGAGGAUGAUCGCCAAACAGCUCCCGAAGCGUCGAAUAUUAUAUCUAGUUUCAUCAAACAACUUUGCCAGAACUUGCAUCGGACGUCCAGAACUUACCCAGAGGAUGUCGAAAGACAUAUUAAAAAGUUUUUUGGACACAAAAGGGUCAAGGCAGACCUUGAAGACCUAAAGCAUAUCUUUACCCGCCUUUUACACCACGACUCGGAUACGGUUUAUGUCCUUGAUGGUGUUGAUGCUCUGGAUCGGAAACAUGCCAAAUCUCUUUUGGAGUUCUUCAGACCGCUAUUCAUUGACUCCGGGCCACAGCAAAGACCGCGGAUUUUGCUGCUAAGCAGGGACCAAGUUCAAGGAUACAUAAACAUCAAGACAUUUAUACCCGGAAUUCGUCAGAUAUCGACAUCAGCCAAUGUCAUGCAGGAUAUCGCAACUUACAUCCAAUCAAGCAUCACCGAUAAGAAUAGGUACCGACAGCUUACAGAUGAUCCUCUGCUGAUUGAAGAGAUUCCGCGGAGACUUCUGGCAGAGUCGUCGGGAAUGUUUUUAUGGGUAUUCCUCCAGCUAGAGAUGCUCUGGGACACAUGCUUCGCGCCUGAAGAAAUACGGGCCGCAUUGGAUAAGCUACCAAAGGGACUGAAUGGCACAUAUAGCCGUUGCAUUGAGAGACUCAAUCGCAAGGACAAUCGUGUACUUAAAGUACUCAAAUGGGUUAGCUUUGCGAGCAGUCCGCUCCAUAUCGAAGAAUUACGAGAGGCCAUCGCCUUUGACCUAGGAGACACCGUGUGGAAUGCUGGAAAAAUCCCUAUGAAGGAAUUUGCUAUCGGCUGCUGUGCAAAUUUGGUUGUCGUGGAUUCCACUGACAGCCGUGUGCGUUUUGCACAUCCCUCGGUAAAACAAUAUCUAGAGGAAUGUCGUAAAAAGGACAUUAUCCAAGGUUAUCCAACCACAGCGAAUGGUGUUCUAGAGUGCGGAGAGUUCUGUGUUGCUUAUCUUUCUUUCUCGGAUUUUAGUCUUCAGGUCAGCACGCGAAGGAAUCAAAAAACCGCGGUUGCUGUUCCGUCCCCCAUUUUAAUCGCACCUCUUCCUGGAUUUCUUACCAGAAACUUCUUGCAAAGGUCACAAAAACAAAAGUGUUCCGCAUCCGUGCUAUUCCGUGACAUACACACAGCAUCAACGCCAGAUCGAACACAAUACAAAUUUCUCGAUUACGCUGUCGCAAACUGGGCCUUGCAAACAACGCAAAUACCUCGUACAUCAUUGGUGUGGGAUAAUUUCGAACGGCUCGCAAUGUGUUCCAAUAAAACCUGGAAUUUUCAUCCUUGGGUUCCUGGGGGCCGCUCGGCAUCCUCCCAUGUCCACGGUCUCCUGGGAUGGGCGGUGACAGAGCAACAUGAACCUCUUCUGUCGAUUGUGCAAGCUGCAGGACGCGACUUACAACUUGUUUGUAAUCUUCCGCUUCUCGGUGAAAGCCUCCCUGCGCUUCAUGUCGCGGCAAAAUUCGGAUAUAAAGCGAUCAUUGAGAUUCUUCUGGGGUUCUGCGAAGUAAAUUCGCCAGACCUAGAGGAAUAUACUGCAUUGCAUCAUGCAGCGAGCAGGGGUCAUAGUGAAAUUUGCCAACUACUUUCGAACGCAAAGAAUAUAAAAUUGAACGGCCUAUCAAAAUCCAAAUGCACACCACUCUGGUUGGCUGCGAGUCAUGGACAUGAGGAGGUCGUUUCUCUCCUUAUGGAGAAGCAAGCAGAUCUUGAGACCAAGGAUGCCUCUCUCCACCAGACACCUCUCUCACGGGCUGCUCUCAGUGGGCACAAUGCAGUAGUGGAGCUUCUACUUGAGAAAGGAGCUGAGCUAGAGUCACAAGACGCGAGGGGUCGAACACCUCUGUCGUGUGCCGUAGAAGGGUGCCAUGAAACUACAAUUGAAUUGCUACUUGAGAGCGGCGCCAACGUGAUCACUCAAGACCUCAAUCAUAGAGGUUUACUACUAUGGGCGGCAAAGAAAGGGUAUGAGGUGGUCGUCAGAUUACUUUGCAGAAACACUACGGGUCUCAGCGUUAUCAAUGAGGCCGGCCGAGAAUUACUCCCACUGGCUGCCGAAUAUGGCCAUGGAGCAGUGGUGAAAGUGCUGGUUGAGAAUGGUGCUGAUCUUGAAGCUAAGGAUGAGGAAUGGGGCCAGACACCACUCUUGUGGGCUGCCAAAAACGGUCGUGAAGGAGUGGUGAAAGUGCUGGUUGAGAAUGGUGCUGAUCUUGAAGCUAAGGAUAAGGAAUGGGGUCAAACACCACUGUCAUGGGCUGCCAGAAACGGCCAAGAAGCAGUGAUGAAAGUAUUGCUUAAUAGUGGUGCUGAUAUUGAAGCUAAGGAUAAGCAUUGUGGCCAGACACCACUCUUAUGGGCUGCCCGGGAUGGCCAUGAAGCAGUGGUGAAAGUGCUGAUUGAGAAUGGUGCUGAUCUUGAAGCUGAGGAUGAGGUAUGGGGUCGAACACCACUAUCAUGGGCUGCCGGGAAUGGCUAUGAGGUAGUGGUAAAUGUGCUGCUUAAGAACGGUGCUGAUUAUGAAGCUAAGAGCAAGCAUUGGGGUCGAACACCACUCUCAUGGGCUGCCGAGAAUGGCCAUGAAGCUGUGUUGAAAGUGCUGCUUGGGAGUGGUGCUAAUCUUGAAGCUAAGGAUAACCAGUGGGGUCAGACACCACUCUUAUGGGCUGCCAAGAAUGGCUAUGAGGCAGUGGUGAAAGUGCUGCUUGAGAGUGGUGCUAAUCUCGAAGCUAACUGUGAGCGAUGGGGCCGAACACCACUGUCAUGGGCUGCAGAGAAAGGGCAUGAGGCAGUGGUGAAAGUGCUGCUUGAGAAUGGUGCUGAUCUUAAAGCUGGGGAUGGGGGAUGGGGUCAGACACCACUCUCUUGGGCUAUUGAGAAUGGCCAUAAGGCAGUGGCGAAAGUGCUGCUUGAGAAUGGUGCUACUAUAGGCUCAGCAUAA
Penicillium longicatenatum is the source of this 4284-nucleotide messenger RNA. RefSeq lists its product as uncharacterized. Gene Ontology annotation, biological process: nucleoside metabolic process. Lineage: Eukaryota; Fungi; Ascomycota; Eurotiomycetes; Eurotiales; Aspergillaceae. Gene Ontology annotation, molecular function: catalytic activity; protein binding. Bases 1 to 4284 code for a protein of 1427 amino acids. The transcript is spliced from 6 exons. The record is from RefSeq and is a predicted model, not a curated record.